UACUGGCGGAAGUGGUCGAAACAGUACAUAUGGUAUUUAGCCAUUUGUAACAUUUGGCAAAAAAAAUGUCUAAAAUACAGUGGUUAAGAGUGUUCCUCAACCAGCGAUUAACAGCGGCUGCUGAGGAGAUAUUUGGCGCAGUUGAAAAAACAAUUUCAGAGUACCAAGAAGAGGUUUCCCGUUCGAGAGAGGAGAACGACCGUUUACAGAAGCUUCUUGAAACCGUUGUUAAACCUGAGAUCAAGUUAAAUAAAACUGACUUCCAGCCACUCUCUGUUUCUGAAGAGCAGGAUAUCCCUGAAGUGCAGCCCUGUGAGCAGGAGUGGAGCCCCAGGCUAGGACAUGAGGACAGCGAGCCUGUACAGAUAAAAAAAGAGCAGGAGGAACUCAAAAAGCAACUUCAGUGGCUGGAGACGGAUACCAGAGAGUUCAUAUUUGAUCCUGUCUGUGCAGUUGAUUACGAUCAGACCCCUGCGCAGUCCAUGCAAAUCCAGAGUGAAGAAAUUAAGGAGAGAGGUUGUCAUUCGAAAAUAUUAACUGGACCGAUGAAAACAGAACCUGACGGAGAGGAUUACAGACUAUCAGAACCCGCCUGUUCUGCAGCUCCAAGUCAAAACAGUGAACACGUCCAAGGGUCGCAGGCAGCCCCAAAGCCCCACAAACCAAAGGCACCAAGACAACAAAAAAGAAAACGGAUUUACAGCAAUGCAAAUGGCAUGAAAUGUACUCCUAGUUCUUGCAAAGUCUGUGGGAAGUCGUUUCGGUACAAGCUUCCUUUUUUGAAUCACGUGCAGAGUCAUGCGCAUGUGGAGGAUAAAGAGCGUGUCUGUGGCAUUUGUGGAGCCCUCCUAGGCCCCGGGGAGAGUAUGAAAGCUCACCUCCAGACUCAUGUUGUGGAUGACACUGAUCCUGAGUUUUGUCAAGUCUGUGGUAAAAUGUUCACCACGAAGCUUAGGCUGAAAAAGCACAUGAGGGUUCACACAGGAGAGAAACCGUACCGCUGCGAGGAUUGUGGCAGAUGUUUCAGUGAUGCGGCCAAUCUGAUCGGACACAAACGGACUCACACCGGUGAGAAGCCGUACCGCUGCCAAGAAUGUGGCCAAGGGUUCACUCAAAGCGGACACCUGGUUUUGCAUAGGCGGAAACACACGGGGGAGAAGCCGUAUCUCUGUCCGGUUUGUGGGAAAAGUUUCAGCACCAGAUCCAAUUACACAGGACACAUGAGAGUUCACACUGGAGAGAAACCGUACCACUGCCAUGAUUGUAGCAAAUGUUUUAGCAACACGGCUAAUCUGAGAGCGCACCGGAGGAUCCAUACGGGGGAGAAGCCAUAUCGUUGUGAUUACUGUGGCAAAGGAUUUGCUCAGAACGGGAAUCUUAAAAUGCACAUUAAGACCCACAGGAAAAAAAUGUUACAGGCUCAUUCCAGUAUGACACUGAAGAGCACCCAAAUUGGGUGAAAAGAAACUCGGUCCUUCUGUGACUGUGGAUGUUUUUGCCAAGUGGACAUUUGGAGUGUUUAUAAGAAAGGUACAACACAGUCGCAGGGUUGCAUUUCUGCUGGAGAGAAGGUUGAUCUGAAUCACCUUAAAGUGCUUAUGAGGAUUCCCACAUGGCGGUCAGAUGCCGUGCAAGUGUUCUGCAGAAAAUGUUACAUCAGUAGUGCAUUAACUAGUCAUUGAACAAGUCACAUUAAGCACUUAUGAAUGCCUACAAACUUUUCUGUUGGCCACAACCUUUAUGGGAGUUUGAUGAAUACAUGUCUAGGUGUUCGGAAAAGGGGCAUCAGACAAAGUAUUUAGAGGUCAUCUGCUUUUGGAGGAGAUUGUGAGUACACACCCUUCCUGAAAUAGCUCUUGGGUCAAGAUAUCACUGAACCAGAGUUGUGAGCAGGGUUGAAAAGUACCACAUUGCACUCAUCGCUCUAGGAGCAUGACAUCCUUUCCCACAAUGCAACAUACUAACAGGAAAUGAGACCCCCGCUCCAUAUUUGCUCCAUUCAAUUUAGCACCACUGAGCAGGCUAUGUCUGAAUCUAAAGAAGGCUGAAGAAAUUAAAACUGCAAUGAUGAUGAGCAAAAUUGGAUCAGGACAGAUGGAUGCUAAUCCAAUAUUUCUGAAACCCGUUCCGCGCUCUAGCCAAAUUACGCACACAUUGCUCACCGCUGCUCCAACAUACUCCCACCUGAAACAGCUAAAACCUGCAGAACUUAAAUAACAAAAAGAAGAGUCCCUGCUCAUUACUCUGACACAGGAAACACAUUUUAGUCGAUGUCCUCUGUUUUGUGCUCUUUUGUAUUGAGAGUAAAACAACUUUUUAAGUCAUACAUGAAAUCUGUUCAGGACUCUGUUUUAAUUUAUCUGUCAAACUUUUCCAAAUGUUUGCAACUUAAUGCCUUGUGACCAGCAGAGAUUAAUACAUUUAUGCCAAAUGAA
This is a messenger RNA of Esox lucius (northern pike), 2435 nucleotides long. Its product is annotated as zinc finger protein 391-like. Bases 66 to 1460 code for a protein of 464 amino acids. The transcript has 2 exons. NCBI's taxonomy places the organism in Eukaryota, Metazoa, Chordata, Actinopteri, Esociformes, Esocidae. The record is from RefSeq and is a predicted model, not a curated record.